UAGCACAGUUUUCCAGAGAGGCUCUUUGCUUCUGCUUUAAACAUCUGGAGAGAGAACAAAGAGUGUUUGUGGGGUCUUUUGUUGCUUCUGAAAGUUGGAGCAGGGAAGAAUUACGUUCCAAGAAAUACCCAGAAUCCCAGAAAAAUCCGAGUGGAAUCAUUAAAUGUUAAACUUUAUCUUCUUUUUAAACGAAAGUGCUUUCGUUUUAUCUCUGGCAGCUGUCCUGGUAAUGGAUGUUACGUAAUAUUUACUCUCUCCUUGGGAGUUAAAUCCUUUUUCCGAUUUGUGAGUAAUAUUUGCAUAUGUAUUUCUUAGCUGCAUUGACAUGCCAGAUGCACAGUGGUAGCUGUCUCCGCCUGCUAAUCCUGUAAUAACAUUCUGGUGACCAAAUUCAAUGGCCCUGCGCGGAGCCUCGGAACAGCUGAUUGCUGAGUAGGGAGGAAAAAAAAAUAACCCAGCGAAUCUGGUUGCAGCUCUCUGCUGCAUCCCCAUCCCACAAUCCCUUGCACCAUUUGCUGCAGUCUUUCUACACAGGCUGAGUGAGAAAAGGAUGUGCUAAAUAAAGAUUGAUUGGUUUGAAUCCUGAGGGGGUCUCCCACUUGUAAAUGACCCAGGGAGAAAAAAAAAAAAUUCAUGACGACUUCACUGGGCCUCCUCUUAUUCUUCCAUUUUUCUUUCCACCUGUCCUCCUCAUGGAAUGGAGUGUCAUUCCUUAGAGCACAAAAUCUCUUGUGCCUCUAAUAAUGAUUGUGCUGUGAUAGGGUUUCCUUAAUAGUUUCAUGAGUGAGGCUUGAAAUAUUAACAGAUGAUGGUUUGUUCGUUUGGAUUACUGCGGAACUGCAGCUCCGUCCCUGCAAGGAUUUUAUCCUCAGCACUGCACUGAUUAAGCUAUUUUUCUACAAAGAUGGCAGCGUGCAGGGUAGAAGGGAACAGGACCCAUAUGUCAGUGGUCUAGGAUGGCCAGUGAAGGCUCCAACAUCCCAAGUCCUGUGGUCCGUCAGAUUGACAAGCAGUUUCUGAUUUGCAGCAUAUGCCUGGACCGUUACAAGAACCCCAAAGUGCUUCCCUGCCUGCACACUUUCUGUGAGAGGUGUUUACAGAAUUACAUUCCAGCCCAUAGCUUAACCCUUUCUUGCCCUGUGUGCCGCCAGACCUCCAUUCUGCCAGAGAAGGGGGUUUCUGCACUCCAGAACAACUUCUUUAUUACCAACCUGAUGGAUGUCCUGCAGCGAACGCCGGACAACAGCAUUGAGGAGUCCUCCAUCUUGGAGACUGUCACUGCUGUUGCUGCAGGCAAACCGCUCUCCUGCCCCAAUCAUGAUGGAAAUGUGAUGGAGUUUUACUGCCAGUCCUGUGAGACAGCCAUGUGCCGGGAGUGCACAGAGGGAGAACACGCAGAGCAUCCCACGGUACCACUCAAGGAUGUGGUGGAGCAACACAAGGCUUCCCUCCAAGUCCAACUGGAUGCUGUCAACAAAAGGCUUCCAGAGAUUGACUCAGCACUUCAUUUUAUAUCUGAAAUCAUACACCAGUUAACCAACCAAAAGGCUAGCAUCGUAGAUGACAUUCAUUCCACUUUUGAUGAACUCCAGAAGACUUUAAAUGUGCGAAAGAGCGUGCUGCUCAUGGAACUGGAAGUGAAUUAUGGCCUUAAACACAAAGUCCUCCAGGCACAGCUGGAUACCUUACUAGAAGGACAGGAAAGCAUUAAAAGCUGCAGCAACUUUACAGCCCAGGCCCUCAACCAUGGCACUGAAACUGAAGUGCUGCUGGUGAAGAAGCAGAUGAGUGACAAGCUGAACGAACUGGCCGAGCGGGACUUCCCGCUGCAGCCCCGUGAGAACGAUCAGUUGGACUUUAUAGUGGAGACAGAAGGCCUGAAGAAGUCCAUUCACAACCUGGGGACUAUUUUAACCACCAACGCUGUUGCCUCUGAAACAGUUGCCACCGGUGAGGGACUGAGGCAGACAGUGAUCGGGCAGCCCAUGUCCGUUACUAUCACGACCAAGGACAAAGAUGGGGAGCUCUGUAAAUCCGGGAAUGCUUACCUCACUGCUGAACUGAGCACGCCUGAUGGCAGUGUAGCGGAUGGAGAAAUACUUGACAACAAAAACGGCACUUACGAAUUUUUGUAUACUGUUCAGAAAGAAGGGGACUUCACUUUGUCGCUGAGACUUUACGAUCAACAUAUCAAGGGCAGCCCGUUCAAACUUAAAGUGGUCAGGUCAGCAGACGUGUCUCCUACCACUGAAGGGGUUAAGAGACGUGUUAAAUCUCCAGGCAGUGGUCAUGUGAAGCAGAAAGCUGUAAAAAGACCUGCGAGCAUGUACAGCACUGGCAAAAGAAAAGAGAAUCCCAUUGAAGAUGAUUUGAUCUUCAGAAUAGGCACCAAAGGAAGAAACAAAGGGGAAUUUACAAAUCUUCAAGGUGUAGCUGCAUCUACAAAUGGAAAAAUAUUAAUAGCAGACAGUAACAACCAGUGUGUGCAGAUAUUUUCCAAUGAUGGUCAGUUCAAAAGCCGUUUUGGCAUACGAGGAAGGUCUCCUGGCCAGCUGCAGCGGCCAACAGGAGUGGCUGUGCAUCCCAGUGGUGACAUCAUUAUUGCAGACUAUGAUAACAAAUGGGUUAGCAUAUUCUCAUCAGAUGGAAAAUUUAAGGCCAAAAUUGGGUCUGGAAAGCUCAUGGGCCCUAAAGGUGUUUCGGUGGAUCGUAAUGGACACAUCAUUGUAGUGGACAAUAAAGCAUGCUGUGUCUUCAUCUUCCAGCCAAAUGGGAAAAUAGUCACCAGGUUCGGGAGCCGAGGAAAUGGUGACAAGCAGUUUGCAGGUACACUUGAUGGUCCUCAUUUUGCAGCUGUAAACAGCAACAAUGAAAUUAUCAUUACAGAUUUUCAUAACCAUUCUGUCAAGGUAUUUAACCAGGAGGGAGAAUUCAUGCUGAAGUUUGGAUCAAAUGGAGAAGGAAAUGGGCAAUUUAAUGCACCAACUGGAGUAGCAGUAGAUUCUAAUGGAAAUAUUAUCGUAGCAGAUUGGGGAAACAGCCGAAUACAGGUUUUUGAUGGAAGUGGAUCAUUUUUAUCCUACAUUAACACCUCUGCUGACCCACUUUAUGGUCCCCAAGGUCUGGCUCUUACUUCAGACGGCCACGUUGUAGUCGCAGACUCUGGAAAUCACUGCUUCAAAGUCUACCGAUACUUACAGUAGCAACGAGCUCUGGAGCUGGAUAAUCACCCACCCUUAAGAAAGGACUCGUCCUAGAGAUCCAGUGCAGGAUAUCUCCUACUUUGUGUUCGUUUUUUAA
Messenger RNA from Cyanistes caeruleus (blue tit), 3300 nucleotides. RefSeq names its product tripartite motif containing 2 (gene TRIM2). The record is from RefSeq and is a predicted model, not a curated record. NCBI's taxonomy places the organism in Eukaryota, Metazoa, Chordata, Aves, Passeriformes, Paridae. Gene Ontology annotation, molecular function: ubiquitin protein ligase activity; zinc ion binding; protein binding. Gene Ontology annotation, biological process: protein polyubiquitination; proteasome-mediated ubiquitin-dependent protein catabolic process.